Messenger RNA from Bombus pyrosoma, 1962 nucleotides. It is a transcript of the gene polo, whose product is annotated as serine/threonine-protein kinase polo. Gene Ontology annotation, biological process: mitotic cell cycle; protein phosphorylation; regulation of cytokinesis. Gene Ontology annotation, molecular function: ATP binding; protein serine/threonine kinase activity; protein binding. The transcript is spliced from 6 exons. The record is from RefSeq and is a predicted model, not a curated record. Lineage: Eukaryota; Metazoa; Arthropoda; Insecta; Hymenoptera; Apidae. Bases 345 to 1886 code for a protein of 513 amino acids. Gene Ontology annotation, cellular component: centrosome; nucleus; cytoplasm.
CUUUAAGUUAAGUAGAAUAUUAGAUAUUUUUGUUAAAGAAAAAUGAACAGCAAUCAGUUUUAUAGAAACGUAGUUUAACGUUACUAUAGGUAUAGUAACAAGUACCCAUGUACAGUUGGUCAUGCGCUCAGGGAAACGCGGGAUUGGUUAAAGUAUUGAGAUUUAAAUAUUGAAAUCCGUUGCUUGUCUUCCGCAUGACAAAAACAGGAAAAUUUGUAUUUGAGAAGGAAGUUAGCGCUGAAUAUAUUUUUUUAGUGAAACGUACAACUAACGUGAGCAAUAUUAAUCAGAACACGACGUUUCUUGUAAUAUACUGCACGAUCCAGCGAAAAAGAUAGUACAAAAUGUCAAAAGAUGAGAAAGAAUGCGUUAUUCCUGACGUGAUAUACGACGUAAACUCGGGAAAAAGUUAUAUCAAAGGACGAUUUUUUGGGAAAGGUGGUUUUGCAAAAUGUUACGAAAUCAGAGAAUCAAAGACACAUCGUGUAUUUGCUGGGAAAAUUGUGCCAAAGUCACAAAUCACAAAGAGCAAUCAUAGAGAAAAAAUGACGCAAGAGAUUUCCAUUCAUCAAACUUUGAACCAUAAAAAUAUUGUUGGCUUUUAUGGUUUUUUUGACGAUCCGCAGAAUGUAUAUAUAAUUUUGGAGCUGUGCAGAAAAAGGUCAAUGAUGGAAUUGCAUAAACGUAGAAAAGCACUAACAGAAUGUGAAACGAGAUAUUAUAUGAAGCAAAUUUUAGAUGGUGUAAAUUACUUGCACCAAAAUAAAAUAAUUCACAGAGAUCUAAAAUUAGGUAACUUGUUUUUAAGCGAUGAUCUGCAGGUUAAGAUCGGUGAUUUUGGUUUGGCUACCAGGCUAGAGCAUGAAGGAGAACGUAAAAAAACACUGUGUGGAACACCAAAUUAUAUAGCACCAGAAAUUUUAACUAAAGUUGGACAUUCUUAUGAAGUUGACAUAUGGAGCAUUGGAUGCAUUAUGUACACUUUACUUGUGGGAAAACCUCCAUUUGAAACAUCGAGUUUAAGGGAAACUUAUGCUAGAAUAAAACAAGUCCAAUACAAAAUUCCUAAUUAUAUUGGUACAGUUGCGAUGAGCAUGAUUUCUAAUAUGUUACAAGGAAAUCCAUCCAAACGCCCUUCCAUAACAAAAUUAAUUAAAGAUCCAUUUUUUUCUUCUGGUUUUAUGCCACAUAGUUUGCCACUGUCAUGUUUAACAAUGGCACCACGCCUAGACCUGCUGGAAAUGCAUAAUCAACGUAAGCCAUUAUCUGAAAUGAAUACUAAUGUAGGAGGAGAGGGACAAGACUUCGUAUUCCGUGUACCUAACAGUCCGGCGCGUAAAACGAAGCCUGCGGAUGCAAUAAACGAAGUCCAGAAACUGAAUCUUGAUAUUAAAAAGAUGCUUCAGACAUUAAGAGAGCAGUUGAGUGCUGUAUUAAAGUCUAAACCAUGUAGAGAGACAACUUCGUCAACAGAUGAAAUGACUGACCCUGCUGCGCAACCUGUACUUUGGAUAAGCAAAUGGGUUGAUUACUCGGAUAAAUAUGGAUUCGGAUACCAACUUUCUGAUGAUGGUGUGGGUGUAAUGUUCAACGAUGGGACUCGUUUAAUAAUGCUGGCUAAUUGUUUCAAUAUCCACUAUAUAAAUCGCGAAGGAGAUGAAUUGUAUUACACAGUCAGAGAAUAUCCCUCUGAAUUAGAUAAGAAAAUGAGGCUAAUGAACUUCUUUUUAAAGUACAUGAAAGAACAUUUGAUGAAAGCUGGAAGCUCUGUUGCUGUGAAACCAUGCGAUGCGAUGUCUAGGAUACCUUAUAUGCAUCAGUGGUUUAGAACACAGAGUGCUGUAGUUAUGCAAUUGACUAAUGGAACAGUACAGGUAAGUAAUUAAACAUUCUAAGUCAUAUCUCUGUUUAAGUUUCGAAUUUUCGAAUGUAAUACAAAAAAUUUAAUUUAUAAUAUUUCAC